CACCAAGGUUGAUGUCAUCCCGCCCGGAGCAUGUCAAUCCUCCCGAGAUUUUCUACGGGGAAGACGAGGCUGCCAAGUACCGCAAGUCGUCACGGAUGAUUGCGGUUCAGGCGCAGAUGUCGCAGAGAGCCAUCGAGCUGCUGAUGCUGCCCCAGGGCGAGCCGGCGCUGCUGCUGGACAUCGGGGCCGGGACUGGGCUCUCGGGCUCGGAGCUGACAGAAGAGGGCCACACGUGGAUCGGCGUGGACAUUUCGCGGGCCAUGCUGGAGCAGGCUGUCGAUCGGGGCGUUGAAGGCGAUCUGGCAGAGGCCGACAUUGGACACGGCUUGUUCUUCCGCCCGGGCACCUUCGACGGCGCCAUCUCGGUCUCUGUUCUCCAGUGGCUCUGCCAUAUCUACAAGAACGAGCACGUGCCCAAGCGCCGCCUCCGCAAGUUCUUCCAGAGCCUCUUCAACUGCCUCUCGCCUGGCGCCCGCGCCGUCUUCCAGUUUUACCCCGAGACACCGGCCCAGAUCGAGCUCAUUGUCGCCGCCGCCAUGGAGUGUGGCUUCUCGGGCGGUCUCGUCGUCGACUACCCCAACUCGAAGAAGGCCAAGAAGUACUUCCUCUGCCUCUCCGCCGGCGUCUCGGCCUACAAGCCCGAGGCACUCGGCACCGGCCCGCGCAACGCCGGCGAAGGCGUCAAAUACACCGAGAUGAAGCGCCGCGAGGCUCGGACCAAGAAGCGCCGCGGCAUCAAGGGCACUCGCGAGUGGAUCGACCGCAAGAAGACCUCCCAGCGCAACCGCGGUCUCGAAGUUCGUCGCGACUCCAAGUACACCGGCCGUCGCCGCAGGCGUGCCUUUGGCUGAUGUGGUAAACACAAGCCCCCCAA
Messenger RNA from Thecamonas trahens ATCC 50062, 874 nucleotides. Its product is annotated as williams Beuren syndrome chromosome region 22. Gene Ontology annotation, biological process: rRNA (guanine-N7)-methylation. NCBI's taxonomy places the organism in Eukaryota, Apusomonadida, Apusomonadidae. Gene Ontology annotation, cellular component: nucleolus. The coding region runs from base 12 to 851 and encodes 279 amino acids. Gene Ontology annotation, molecular function: rRNA (guanine) methyltransferase activity. The transcript is spliced from 2 exons. The record is from RefSeq and is a predicted model, not a curated record.